CAAGGUCCCCAAGGCAGCGCUAUUCACCUAGUCACCUAUUCACCUUGACGGGGCUCAACCAUCAUCCGACUUGCCGAACCCAACAACCAACCUACCCGCCUCGACACAUACUCCUCGCAUUUCCUGCUUCGGUCUACCUUCCUCCCACGACUGACUCAUCAGGGACAAUACAUUACGAUCGAUCUUUUUGUCUCCUAAGACGCCGUCCUCCCGACCGCCCACAGGCAACCCCAACAGACGACGACGCUCCUUGAUCUAACCGCCGACCGCCGACCGCCGACCGAUCUAUCCUACACCUCCUCUUCUCCUCAACAGUCCCUUAACCCACCUCACAAUAUGGCUUCUCGUGGCGGUCCUGGUGGUCCCGGCGUAAGGGGAAUGAACACCCGUUUCGCGCAGUUCAAGCUUGUUCUUCUGGGAGAGUCGGCUGUUGGAAAGAGCUCAAUCGUGCUACGGUUCGUUAAGGAUCAAUUCGACUCGUAUCGGGAGUCGACCAUCGGCGCGGCUUUCUUGACACAAACCAUCUCUCUCGACGAAAACACCACAGUCAAGUUCGAAAUCUGGGAUACCGCCGGCCAGGAACGGUACAAGUCCCUCGCCCCUAUGUACUACCGAAAUGCCAACUGCGCCGUGGUCGUCUACGAUAUCACCCAAGCUUCCUCCCUCGACAAGGCCAAAGCGUGGGUCAAGGAGCUCCAACGCCAAGCAAACGAGAACAUCAUCAUCGCCCUCGCCGGCAACAAGCUGGACCUGGUCAACGAGCAACCCGACAAGCGGGCCGUGCCGACCGCCGAAGCCGAAGCCUACGCGAAAGAAGCCGGUCUGCUUUUCUUCGAGACGUCGGCCAAGACGGCCGAGAACGUCGGCGAACUGUUCACAGCCAUUGCGAAGAAGCUGCCGCUCGACCAGGUCGGCCCCCGGCAUACGCGGCCAGGCCAGCGCCAAGGCGUCAGUCUGACACCCGAGAGCCCCAACAGCAAUGUCGGCGGUCCGUGCAGCUGUUAAGCGUGUGCGUUUUGCGUACGCCGUUGGACGUUGGACGUUUAUGAAUGGGAGCAACCGGUGCGUGGUGGUGGUGGUGGUGGUGUAGGUGACAAUUGAGAUUGCGGGGGGGCGAGAGGGGUGAAAUAUCUCUCUUUGGGACCAAGUACGACGACGAC
Messenger RNA from Sodiomyces alkalinus F11, 1160 nucleotides. RefSeq names its product ras family protein. Bases 337 to 1005 code for a protein of 222 amino acids. The record is from RefSeq and is a predicted model, not a curated record. NCBI's taxonomy places the organism in Eukaryota, Fungi, Ascomycota, Sordariomycetes, Glomerellales, Plectosphaerellaceae. The transcript has 5 exons. Gene Ontology annotation, molecular function: GTPase activity; GTP binding.